AUGUCACCCCGCUUCCAGCUGUUCAACUACUUCCGUAUCAAUUACUACUCGUUCCACCUCAAAAAGGAGAGAUUCUAUGAUUACAUGUGCAUUGGAAUUAGUUCGGCCCUCGUUGGAUAUACUGCUUAUUUGGCGUUCGCAUUUGUAGCCAAUUGGAGAACCACGAUGAAGCUGUUACGCUAUCAUCAGGAUAGGAUGGAGUGUGAACGUAAGCGGUUGUUGAAUAUUGUGAGGGAUGCUAGGAAUAAUGGCAUAAUCAAAUAA
This is a messenger RNA of Babesia microti strain RI, 264 nucleotides long. RefSeq names its product conserved Plasmodium protein, unknown function. The coding region runs from base 1 to 264 and encodes 87 amino acids. NCBI's taxonomy places the organism in Eukaryota, Apicomplexa, Aconoidasida, Piroplasmida, Babesiidae. The transcript is spliced from 3 exons. The record is from RefSeq and is a predicted model, not a curated record.